Molecule: messenger RNA, 972 nt
Organism: Thecamonas trahens ATCC 50062
Lineage: Eukaryota; Apusomonadida; Apusomonadidae
Exons: 3
Coding region: 1-972 (323 amino acids)
Biological process (GO): meiotic DNA double-strand break formation; reciprocal meiotic recombination; meiotic DNA double-strand break processing
Cellular component (GO): nuclear chromosome
Molecular function (GO): DNA binding; DNA topoisomerase type II (double strand cut, ATP-hydrolyzing) activity
Source: RefSeq, a predicted model, not a curated record
AUGUACGCCCCCACCCUCGCCCAGAUCGAACACCGGGUCCUGGCCCUCCUAACCGCCCUUGCCUCGUCUGCACCUCCCACUCAGCAGCUCUCGACCGGGCGCGUCCGCACGCUCGGCUCGGCGCCAGCCCUCUUUGUCCGGGUCUGGCUCGUCCUCGCCCACGCCUACACCGCAGGCCUUGUCCCGGCCAGCUGGCUCACGCUCCGCGGCGUGUACUACGCGCAGCGCUCGCUCGCCCCGCACUACUUUGCCUCGCAGUCUGUCUCCAAUGCGGCCGUCGACGCUGCUGCUGCAUGGCUGGCCAAGCCGACGCACAUGCUCCACAUCCUGCCAGCCGCCCGCGGUCUCGUCGUCGGCCCGCUUGUCCUCGACACCGACUGGACCUCGCCCGCGCCGUCACGGCUAGCGGUCUCGUCGUCGGCCAUCGCCGCUGUUCCGCCAGCGCUCGGCCUUGCGCCCAUCUUUACUGCCGGGCCUACUGCCGGGCCUGCCACCCGCCUCCUGGUGGUAGAGAAGGAGGCGGUCUUCCAUCGCCUCGCGUCGGCGCUCCCGGCCCAUGUCGCUGCCGCCCCCGGCCUCGCCCUCUGCACCGGCAAGGGCUUUCCCGACCGCGCCACUGCACGGCUUGUCGCCGCGCUGGCCUGCCGCGGCGUCCGUGUCGCGCUCUGGACCGACAACGACCCGCACGGCAUCCACAUCGGGAUCACCUACGCCGCCGCCAUCGCCGCCGCCGGCGGCGCACCCGCGCUCGCCCACGUCUCGCUCGUCAUGACCGGCCUCCUCGGCCCUCCGCCCGCCAAUCCGGCCUCGCUCUCCAACGCUGACUUGAUUCGCGUUGUCACCGCCACCCGUGUCCUUCGUCGCCUCACCAGCGUCCUCGAUCGCUCGCCCGCUCGUCCGCCGCCUGUCCUUGUCGACUUUGCCUCGGCGCUCUUUGCACUCGUCACGGGCGGCGUCAACCUCGGCGCCUGA